Messenger RNA from Acanthosepion pharaonis, 687 nucleotides. NCBI's taxonomy places the organism in Eukaryota, Metazoa, Mollusca, Cephalopoda, Sepiida, Sepiidae. The record is from the annotation of a GenBank genome assembly.
AUGCGUGCAUUUUUUUUCUCCUUUUUGUGCGUGGGCUUCCGCGCGUUUCACUAUGCGCAAAUUCUCAAACAAACAACAAAUAAAUCUAUCUAUCUAUCUUCAUAUCUAUCUAUGUUCACAUCUAUCUAUCUAUCUAUGUUCACAUCUAUCUAUCUUCUCGUCUAUCUAGCCUACGUGUUCAUAUCUAUCUAUCUAUCUAUUUAUCACAGUGUGUUCCUUUCUAUCUAUCUAUUUAUCACAGUGUGUUCUUUUCUAUCUAUCUAUCUAUCUAUCUAUUUCAAUGUGUUCCUAUCUAUCUAUCUAUUUCAAUGUGUUCCUAUCUAUCUAUCUAUCUACCUAUCUAUCUAUUUCAAUGUGUUCCUAUCUAUCUAUCUAUCUACCUAUCUAUCUAUUUCAAUUUUUUCCUAUCUAUCUAUCUAUCUCAAUGUUUUCCUACCUAUCUACCUAUCUAUCUAUCUAUCUAUUUCAAUGUGUUCCUAUCUAUCUAUCUAUCUAUUUCAAUGUGUUCCUAUCUAUCUAUCUAUCUAUCUAUCUAUUUCAAUGUGUUCCUAUCUAUCUAUCUAUCUAUCUAUCUAUCUAUCUCACCUGUUCAUAUCUAUCUAUCUAUCUAUCUAUCUAUCUAUCUCAUUCUUUCUUUUUAUCUAUCUAUCUAUCCAUCGCAGACUCUUCGGCUCUAUUAAGAUCUAA